Molecule: messenger RNA, 2792 nt
Organism: Manduca sexta (tobacco hornworm)
Lineage: Eukaryota; Metazoa; Arthropoda; Insecta; Lepidoptera; Sphingidae
Gene: DCTN2-p50
Product: dynactin subunit 2
Exons: 9
Coding region: 126-1238 (370 amino acids)
Biological process (GO): mitotic spindle organization
Cellular component (GO): cytoplasm; centrosome; dynactin complex
Source: RefSeq, a predicted model, not a curated record
AUAUAGAUGUCAUAGUGACAAUUGACAGAAUCCCGUUGUUGAGUGACGUCACUUACAGGCCAAAAUAAGAAGAAAAUAAUUCUUACAGUAAAACAAUUCCGAUAGAAUAAAACAUUAAUAUUAACAUGGCUGAUCCAAAAUACGAGAAUCUCCCCGGCAUAGCCUAUGACCAACCCGACGUGUACGAGACGGGUGAUUUGCCGGAAGCGGACCAGCCGGAGCCCUUUGAGGAAGAGGAGAAUGACAGCAUCGAGCAACUGCAUCUGUCUGUGAAAGACUCUUUCAAUAAGUUUAAGGGAAAGUUCUUGACGGGAUCUGUGGACUUUUCCGACAGGCUGAGCAGGAAGUCUAGGAUCGGUUACAGGGCUGGUGAAUGGGAAUUGGCAGCUGAAGGUGACCCUGAAACUCCCCUGGAACGCUACAACCGCCUCAGAUGUGAAUUCUCAGAGCUCCUUGAACAAGUCGCUGAGCAGCAGAACAAGGCUACUGAGAGUGAAAAGGAUGAAUACAUAAAAUUGGCUUCUCAAAUCAAUGCCACUAAGAAACUUUUGGAAGAACUAAAAUUAGAAGAAGGAGAACUGGUUGAUCCAAAAGCAGAGAAACUAAAAGAAUACUUGUUAACCAACGGCAGGAAGAAGCAAGAAGGUGUGGUAACAGCGCAUCUGAAGUUGAAGCCUGAAGUGAGUCUUGCACAGACCACAAGGAUAGCUCAGCUUGAACACAGGUUGCAUAAACUGGAACAGGCUGCAGGUGUGAGAGAUGAAGAGGCAUUCCGAAGGCUCCAAGCUGCUACAGGACAGGCAACGCUGUGUGGCGCGGCAGCAACGUUAUGUGCGCAGACGGCUCUGGUACGUGGCGGUGAGCUCGGCGCUACUGAAGCUCGGGUGACGGCGCUGCUGGCCAACGUCGACGCGCUCAAGGCCGCCGUCAAACCUAACGAUCCUGAAGUUGACGCUAAGGUGAAUGAACUACACAAACUGUUGAAGCAAAUAGAUGGCAUAUCACAUUCCGAGAUUCUGGAGCGCAUGGAGGCGUUAGAAGCACUUCACAAUCAAGCGAGUAAUUUCGGUAAAUCGCUGACGGAGCUCGAGACGCUACAGAGUACCAUCGCCAGCGGUGUGCAAAACAACAAGGAGCUGCUGCAGGGCGUGCAAGAGGUGUUCGCUCUCAACGUCGACAGCUUACAGAAGGAAAUCAAGAAACUGGACGAGAGGAUCGGGAAAAUCGCCGCAGCGUGAUAAAUACGGCUUAACACUUAUUACAUGAUGCAUGUCGAGUCGACAGUAUCGAUCAAUUUAUCGAUAGAUUUGUUUUGCUAAUCGAUUUGACAUUGAUAGAUUUUUAUUGUACCGUAAAGUACAUUUUAAAUUCUUUUAUUUGGUCUUUAUUUGCGACUAAUUUUCUGAUUAGCUAAGCUUCAAGUUAUUUGGUACUUAUUGUAAACUAUCAGUGUUCUUGUGAAACGCGUAAAUCGAUACCUCGCAGCAGUCACACCGAUUAAGUUUUGUCGACUCGGCACAUCGAUAUUUUUGAACAAAAUGCAACACGGUCGCAUCACUUAUUAUCUCGCGAUUCCACAUCAUGUUCUACUUUUGUGGCGUGUACUAUAUUUUAACGUUAAUAGCGAUUUGUUUUUAUAUCGCGUAUAUAAUCGAAUGUUUGUGGAAGUCUGAAUGAUAUGUAUUAACAGUAAAAACGAUCAACGUCACUUCUAUCGAAACUCAUAUAUAGAUAUAGUUACUUGAACUUCAAAAAUAAGAAAUGCAUUAAUACUAAACAGCAACCUGUAUCAUUAAUAUUAUAAUAGUUUUAACCUCAUUCGCACUAUGUUUCAUAAUCAUAUAUCAGGCGAUGGAUUCAGGAUUUUAUUCUUAAAAUCAUAUCUGCAAUAUUCCAUACUGCACAUAGGUUUUGAUGUCAUCUCACGAAAUAAGUUAUAGAAUAUAUUGUACAUACUAAAAUAUGAAUCAUUUAUCCAACACUGAAGCAAAGGGAAACAAAAUAUAAGGGUCAUUUUUAAAUAACUCAAUCUAAUUUCAAAUAAUCGUUAUACCGCCAUUUUCAAUAUACGAUCCUAAUCGCUUUCAAUCUAUCUCAGAAAUGGACCAAUAAGAUCAAAGCUUUUUUUGACAUGCUUACUUUUUUUUUGAGUUAUUUUGAUUGGUUCAUUCUCGGAUUCGGAUUGAUGAAAGAGAUUAAAAUCGUUUGUUGAAAACAGCCGUUAGUAAUAAAAAAGAAGUUACCCAACUGUUCUGCAAUGUAAAUAAGGGCCAAUAACAAAAUUCACAAAGAACUAAAACGGUGUAGUUUACAAUUUACAACUCGUUAAUUUAGCGUUUAAAUUCAGUUAGCAUACAUAUAAAUCAUUUUUUAAUUAUAAUGCAAGCCUUGUUUAAGGCAAAUCAAGGCCAGUGGUAAACUGGGUUCAAAUUUGCUAAAUUUAAAAGGAAAUAGGCCCUAAUUGAAAUAUAAGAAAUUAAGCUGAUUAGAGCUAUAAUAUAUUGUUCUUGAAUAUGGUAAAAUGAUCCGUAACAUUGAUAAUUUUAAUUAUAUUUACAAAAGUUUUCGUGAUUUUAUUGUUAAAAUACCGAGUAAAUUGUUUCAUACCAUUUCAAUAAGGAAAUAAGUAUCGUGAAAUUAAAUAAUGUAUUAAAUACAGAACGGUUCAUAUUUAUUACCAAUGCUUUUUAUUAAUCAUUCUCAUUAUAAUAAGUUACGGAUAUAUCUUAUUCUCUGUUAAUAGACUGCUUAAGAGAAGAUAAUUUAUUUAAAUAAAUCAUGUGUAGCUAAAA